UAUUCUCGUGCUAUACCAUGUCGUCAAAGCAGCUGUCAAAGAAAAAACUGGCUGGAACUCCGACACAGCCAACUCCUUCCAAAAAGGUCAAAAUUCCCAAACAGUUUAUAGUGCGACCUAACUCUAACAGUUCCACGAAAUCAUUAUCGAGAGCAUACUUGAAUUCUGAGAUUUUCCAAGCGUUAGAGUUUACCAAUGGGACUCUUUUGUUUGUUUCCCGAGCAGAUAGUGGUGCCCCGGGAGUUUUGGUAUCAGUUUACUAUGACGAUACUAUCCUAGACAAGAAUAUCAUUACUGUUUCUAGUAACAUGAGAAACUUGGGAGGGUUGCUCUUGGGAGACCGUGUGCAAUUCUCGAGAUAUUUGCAGCAACCGGAGUAUGCUAAAUCGGUUUCGCUAGCCAUAGAAGGGUUCAACGAAGAUCUGUUUUCUGACGAAACGAUAAAUUAUAUUCGCAAAACUCUUGACGAGACUGGAAUCAUCUUUCCAGGAUUGAAGAUAUCCAUCAGCCUACCACAAGAAGGUUCCGAAGAAAAGACAACACAAUUGCUGAUUGUAGAUAUCAACAGAGGUGAAGAUUUGGAAAAGGCUCUUCUGAAGUUGCAAAUUUCUGCAGAUGAUAUAGAUGAUGAAAAUGAUGAUGAUUGCUUCUCUCAGGUAGGAACUGUUUCGCCAGCAUUUUUGUUUCAAAGAAGCAAAACUAGUGUUAUUAAAAGUGUAGAAGACCAGCCUUCACGUUCCAAAUAUCCUAAUUUGCCGGUACAGAUUGGCUAUGCCAACAUUGGUGGUCUUUCGAAACAAGUUGCUUUAUUGCAGUCUACCGUAGAAUUGCCGUUGAACAAUCCUACACUUUUUUCAGACUUUGGCAUCUCUCCUCCUCGUGGUAUACUUUUGCACGGGCCACCGGGGACAGGUAAGACCAUGCUCUUGAGAUGUGUUGCCAGCGAAACCAAUGCCCACAUUCUUACAAUCAAUGGACCCUCAAUAGUGUCCAAGUAUCUUGGAGAAACCGAAAAUGCCAUCAGAGACAUCUUUAUAGAAGCCCGUAAGUACCAACCGUCGAUUAUCUUUAUGGAUGAAAUAGACUCAUUGGUGCCCAGUAGAAACUCAGAUGAUAGUGGUGAAACGGAGUCUAGAGUUGUUGCUACUCUAUUGACGAUGAUGGACGGGAUGGGCGAUUCAGGUCGAAUUGUAGUUGUGGCCGCGACUAAUCGUCCCAAUUCCAUCGAUGCCGCCUUGCGAAGACCUGGAAGAUUUGAUCAAGAAGUAGAAAUCGGCAUUCCGGAUGUGGAUGCAAGGACGGACAUCUUGCUCAAGCAGUUUGCCAAGAUGAAUGCUUCCAAAUGUGAUUUAUCAGAAGACGAUAUCACCUUGGUAGCUUCUAAGACUCAUGGUUAUGUAGGGGCUGAUCUUACUGCGUUAUGCAGAGAAGCCGUCAUGAAGGCUAUUGGCCGUGGAUUGAAGGCUGGAAUCGCGCAGACUCAACUCAAGGUCAAUUUGCAAGACUUGACAGAAGCUUUGCCAGAAAUUAGGCCUUCAGCCAUGAGAGAAAUCUUCUUAGAAAUGCCCAAAGUAUUCUGGUCCGACAUUGGGGGUCAACAUGAGUUGAAACAGAAGCUCAUGGAAGUAGUGCAACUUCCACUAGAGGCUGCAGACAGUUUCAAAGCUCUUGGAGUGCUGGCUCCAAAAGGAGUUUUGCUCUACGGACCCCCUGGCUGUUCCAAGACGCUAACUGCUAAAGCUCUCGCAACCGAGUCAGGCUUGAACUUCUUGGCUGUAAAGGGUCCCGAGAUCUUCAAUAAGUAUGUUGGAGAAUCGGAACGGGCCAUCCGGGAAAUCUUCAGAAAAGCUAGAGCAGCCGCUCCGUCAAUCAUUUUCUUUGACGAAAUAGAUGCCAUUUCUGGAGAUCGUGAGUCGGCUUCAACUUCUGCUUCACAGCAUGUCUUAACUUCGUUGUUGAACGAAAUAGACGGUGUAGAAGAGUUGAAAGGGGUCGUCAUUGUAGCUGCUACCAAUAAACCAACAGAAAUUGAUCCAGCAUUGUUGAGACCCGGUAGACUAGACCGUCACAUAUAUGUGGCUCCUCCCGACUACGAGGCCCGUCUUCAGAUCUUGAAGAAUGGGUCUAAGAAGUUCAACAUCGUUCCCGAGGAUGUUGACUUGCUGGAGCUUGCUCUACUCACUGACGGAUGCUCUGGUGCAGAAGUAGCUCUUGUAUGCCAAGAAGCUGGUCUUGCGGCUGUAAUGGAGAGCAGAAAUGCCAGCACAGUCCAAAAGAAACAUUUCGAACAUGCUUUGAAGGGCAUUUCCAAGGGUAUCACUCUGGAUAUGAUUCGUUACUACGAGGAAUUCGCCAAUAGGGGAGGCUUGAAUGUGAAGACAUAAAAUACUACAAAUCAGACUACUCAGAGUAACGCUUUUGAAUACUAUUACAUCAAUUUCAUUAUCAGCGUACUUUCCAGCAUACUACUGCAUUAUUUGAACUUUAUAUUAGCAUUGAAUCACAAUUAUAACCUUAACAUUUACAUCGGAAUACAGAAUUAUCAUAG
Scheffersomyces stipitis CBS 6054 is the source of this 2548-nucleotide messenger RNA. RefSeq names its product AAA family ATPase (gene AFG2). Gene Ontology annotation, molecular function: ATP binding; ATP hydrolysis activity. Gene Ontology annotation, cellular component: cytoplasm. The coding region runs from base 18 to 2384 and encodes 788 amino acids. The transcript has a single exon. The record is from RefSeq and is a predicted model, not a curated record. NCBI's taxonomy places the organism in Eukaryota, Fungi, Ascomycota, Pichiomycetes, Serinales, Debaryomycetaceae.